AUGCUGCAUCACCUGAUAUUUCUCACUGGCAUGUUGUUUGUAUGCCAAGAGAUACUUGCAGUUCCCAAGUGUUCAGUGGAAAGAAGCAUUGCAAACUAUGACGCGUGCAACCUCACUCAAGUUCCAUCUGUGCCUGAAGAUAUUGUUACACUCUCCUUAAACUUGAAUUACAUCACGGAAAAGGUUUCUCCUGUAACCAUAGGAAAAGAGGCUUUUAGAAACUUGCCAAACCUUCAGCUACUGGACUUAGGUGGCAAUAAGAAGAUUCAUCUGGACCCAGAUGCUUUUGUGGGCCUACUGAACUUGCGUACACUUAGGCUGUAUUAUAAUAAACUUACAGAGUCCAUUCUGGAAGGAUCUUACUUUCAAGAUUUGGUCUCUUUGGAAUAUCUGGAUCUUGCUCUUAAUUACAUCACUCGGCUUCAUCCUCACCCUUUAUUUUACAACAUGACAUCUUUGAAGAUUCUGGACUUUAAAUUAAACCGUAUUGAAACCAUAUGUGAAGGCAAUCUUGAUAGCUUUCAAGGAAAAGAUUUCACACUGUUAAAUCUUGAUUCUACUUCCGUGUAUAGCAGAAAUCCAGUAGACUGGCCAAGUUGUGGGAAUCCUUUCAAGAAUAUUCGCAUUGAAACACUGGACAUAAGUGGCAAUGGCUGGGAUAUAGCUAUAACACAGCAAUUCUUUAAGGCUAUUCAGGGAGUGCCGGUUCAGUUUUUGAAGUUCUCUCAUCACAUCAUGGGAGCUUCAUAUGGCUUUAAUAACCUCAAGGAUCCAGACAGUGAAACGUUUGCUAGUCUUACUAUGAGAGGCCUUCGUUUACUUGAUAUUUCACAUGGCUUUAUUUUUUCUCUUAAGGCAUAUGUGUUUCAAUAUCUUUAUUCUUUGGAGAGGCUCGAUCUUAACAACAAUAAAAUAAACCAGAUUAAAAAAGCAGCAUUUUUCGGUCUCAGGAGCCUGAAAGAACUAAACCUGUCAUAUAAUCUACUAGGUGAACUCCUGGAUUACACUUUUGAAGGACUUGAUAACAUAACUUCUAUAGAUUUGACACAUAAUCAUAUUGGAGUGAUUCAUCAAGCCCCAUUCAAAUAUUUGCUAAAACUUCAGACACUGGCUCUCCAAGAUAAUGCCCUAAAAGCAAUAGACUCACUCCCACCAAAUCUCUUGCAUGUUCUGUUAGGCAGCAAUCGGCUGAAGUUUAUAUUAAACACUAUAAAUGUUACCUUCCUUGACUUGCAGGAAAACAGAUUGGAAAAUCUGGGUUAUCUCUAUAAACUUCUCCAAUUUCCAGAUUUGCAGUAUGCACUUUUAAGAUACAAUCGUUUAUCGACUUGCAACAACUAUAGUAAUACUAUACCUGAAAACAAUCAAUUAAUUUACUUGGAUCUGGGCAACAAUAUGUUAAGGCUUGUAUGGGAGAAGAAGUCAUGCUUUGAUGUAUUCAAGGCACUUUCCAGGCUUCAAGUCCUCCAUCUCAAUAAUAACUACCUUAGUUUCCUUCCAGAGGACAUCUUUAGUGGCCUGGUAUCACUGAAGAGGCUUAACUUGUCUUCUAACCUGUUGACUUACAUUUCUCAUGGCACCUUCCCUAAGACCUUGAGGAGUCUUGACUUAUCAUCAAAUCAGCUGCUUUCUCCUAAUCCUGAGCUCUUUGCCACUCUUGACCAUUUGGAUCUCACCUUUAACAGAUAUUACUGUGACUGCCCUUUAAGCAGCUUGAUUGUGUGGCUAAACCAAACCAACGUCUCUAUAUUUGGAUCACAGGAUAAAAUGUUUUGUUUUGGACCCCCUGCUCUAGCCGGUGUUUCCCUUUAUGCACUUUCCGUAGGUGACUGUGAUGAAGACAAGAUGUUAGAGAUGCUACAGUUUGCACUCUUUAUCUUUACCUGUGUUACUGAGACAGUGUUCUUGGUGGUGGUGGUGGCCUUUACCCGCUUUAGAGGGACUUGUUUUAUGUGGUAUAAGACUGUAACAAGAGCAGUCUUAAAGGAUCCCCAGCCACAGUUGGAUGGAAAGAUACAUAGAUAUGAUGCCUACCUAUGCUACUGCAGCACAGACUUUGAGUGGGUCCAAAAAUCUUUGAUACAGCACCUCGAUACCCAGUACUCUGACAAAAACAGAUUUACUCUCUGUUUUGAACACAGAGAUUUCCUACCAGGGGAGGAUCAUAUAGCCAACAUUCGUGAUGCCAUCUGGAAUAGUAAAAAGACUAUCUGUGUUGUGACAAAGCAGUUUCUUAGAGAUGGCUGGUGUGUGGAAGCCUUUAAUUUUGCUCAGAGUAGAUAUUUUUGUGAUCUGAAGGAUGUCCUCAUUAUGGUAGUAGCAGGAUCACUUUCUCAGUAUCAGCUGCUGAAAUACCAGCCAAUUAGAGUCUAUAUGCAAAGGGGCCACUACUUGAGGUGGCCUGCAGAUGACCAAGAUGUGGGCUGGUUUUUAAACACUCUCUCACAUCAGAUAUUGAAAGAGAAGACAGUUAAGAAAUCCAGGAUGCUAGAACUGCGAACUAUAACUGGCUCUUAA
Gekko japonicus is the source of this 2517-nucleotide messenger RNA. It is a transcript of the gene TLR5, whose product is annotated as toll-like receptor 5. Gene Ontology annotation, cellular component: membrane. The record is from RefSeq and is a predicted model, not a curated record. Gene Ontology annotation, biological process: inflammatory response; immune response; toll-like receptor signaling pathway. Bases 1 to 2517 code for a protein of 838 amino acids. Lineage: Eukaryota; Metazoa; Chordata; Lepidosauria; Squamata; Gekkonidae. Gene Ontology annotation, molecular function: protein binding; transmembrane signaling receptor activity. The transcript is spliced from 2 exons.